AUGCCACCUGCCAGUGGCCUGGGACCGAAAGACAUAACAGCAGGAGGAAGGAAAGGAGCUGCAAUCUACGCGUUACGAGACAGAUAUCGCCGCCUAUUUGUAUUUGGUGUGAGUUGGUUGACGACCGAUAGACCGCAGAAGGACAUUAGACCGAGCAGAAAAACUCGUCGCAUGAACGAACCGAGUAGAAAACGAAUCGAACGACCACAAUUUCAUGUCAGGGACAGUUCUUUCGAUGGAACUUUUAGUGGCUCGGGAAUUGCAGAGGUCGACUGGGUGAAAGCAGAACGGGGACCGGAACAAAACGAGGAUUCAGUGGACGUGGAGGUAGAGUUUUGCCUAACUCCAGUCGCCAAACCUGUGGUGCCGGUGGUGGCGAUGGCGAUGGCGGUGGUGGUUCGAUUGGCUAAAUUAGCAUAA
Messenger RNA from Necator americanus (New World hookworm), 420 nucleotides. RefSeq lists its product as uncharacterized. Bases 1 to 420 code for a protein of 139 amino acids. The transcript has 2 exons. Lineage: Eukaryota; Metazoa; Nematoda; Chromadorea; Rhabditida; Ancylostomatidae. The record is from RefSeq and is a predicted model, not a curated record.